This is a messenger RNA of Centropristis striata (black sea bass), 4121 nucleotides long. RefSeq names its product transforming growth factor, beta 2 (gene tgfb2). Gene Ontology annotation, molecular function: type II transforming growth factor beta receptor binding; growth factor activity; type III transforming growth factor beta receptor binding. The transcript is spliced from 7 exons. NCBI's taxonomy places the organism in Eukaryota, Metazoa, Chordata, Actinopteri, Perciformes, Serranidae. Gene Ontology annotation, cellular component: extracellular region. Bases 983 to 2224 code for a protein of 413 amino acids. Gene Ontology annotation, biological process: BMP signaling pathway; SMAD protein signal transduction; regulation of cell population proliferation. The record is from RefSeq and is a predicted model, not a curated record.
CUAUUUACAAUAAAUCGCCUCGUAACCUGGAGUUUAAGGGGUUCCCUUCUCCGACAGUGAUGACCACAAACUCGGUUUGAUGCGGGUGGAAGGGGGAGCACGUGGUAACUUUGGUUCUUUAUUCUCCAAGCGGCCACUGCUGCCCGCUUGGCACGCGUAAAACACGAGCCAUUCCCCAGCUAGAUGGGUUGGGGGAGACGGGUAAAAGCGCUAUGCAGCCGUCCCAAAGAAAACUCCGAACUCCGAGCUGUUUUUGACCUACUUUUAAAGGACCUUUGAAUAACUUUUUCAUCGUGAAGUCACAAUUUCGUAUGGAUUUUUGGAUUUCGCCUUAACGAGUCGGCCAAAGUUGAGAAAAAAAAAAAAAAAGGUUCACACUUAUGUCCCUGCUCGACGCCAGAAGCGCUCCUGAGUUCGGAUGUUUACGAAACAACGUUGUGAUAUGUGUGGGGAAUAAAAAGGAAUGAAUCGCAUGUCAAAGCACUGAGGUUUGUCGGACAGAGAUCUCGGAGGUCGGGCUGUUGUUGGAGAGCUCUGAUGUGGUGAAGGUGUGCUCAGCCGUCUGUGCCCCGCUCACGAUACCCUACGCUGUUUUUAACUCUCCUUUUUUCAUCCAUAUAUCCCAGAUCCGUUUGAUGGCCGUAAGUUCACCUCUGGCAACAUUUAGCAGCACCUCUACGCACUUUCGCCAUGCGGUAACUGUCACCGGGGAAUAGAUCCGUGCGAUCUCUUCUGACCGAAUAACGGCUCUCUUUGUGUUUCGAGACAGUUGGAUGGAUUUUCAGGUACACUUUACUGAAACUGGAGAAUUCGAACCAUACGAUUUUCAAAUACCUGUUCGGGGCCAAUUGUCUCGUUUGCAUAAAUGCUUUUCACUUAGAUUUUUACCAUCAAAAUGCGUUUCCCUGGUAAUAUUUAAAUCAAUUCGGUGGAUAUUUUCCUGAAUCUGUAUUUUAUUUGAGAUUAAACGACGUCGGAGAAGAUGAACCUGUGUAUUGUCAGUCUUCUUCUCACUUUGGAUUUAGCCACCGUGGCGCUCAGUUUGUCCACAUGUAGCACGCUCAACAUGGAUCAGUUCAAAGAGAUGCGCAUCCAGGCCAUCCGAGGGCAGAUCCUGAGCAAGCUGAAGCUCACCUGUCCCCCGGAGGACUUCCCCGAGCCCGAGGAGGUGUCUCGGGACAUUGUUGCCAUUUACAACAGCACCCGAGACCUGCUGCAGGAGAAGGCGAACGAACGGGCGGCGACGUGCGAGCGGCAGCGGAGCGAAGAGGAGUAUUACGCCAAGGAGGUGCACAAGAUCGACAUGCAGCCCUUCUACCCAUCAGAGAAUGUUAUCUCUGCUACACACUUCAACCCUUACUUCAGGCCGCUGACCUUUGAUGUGUCUUCCCUGGAAAAGAACGCCUCCAACCUGGUUAAGGCUGAACUCAGGAUCUUCCGUCUACAAAACCACGCAGCCCGAGUGUCUGAGCAGCGCAUUGAACUCUACCAGAUUUUAGGACACAAAGACCAGACGUCCCCAACACAGCGAUAUAUAGACAGCAAGGUGGUACGAACACAAACAGAGGGAGAGUGGCUGUCCUUUGACGUGACAGAGGCUGUAAGUGAAUGGCUGAACCACAGACACAGAAAUAGUGGAUUCAAGAUCAGCCUACACUGCCCCUGCUGCACGUUUGUACCAUCAAAUAAUUACAUUAUUCCCAACAAGAGUGAAGAGCUGGAGACACGGUUUGCAGGUAUUGAUGAUAGCUUUGUCCAUGGCGUUGACCUGAAGGUGUUCAGAAAGCGGCGGCACAGCGCUCGGGCUCCACAUCUUCUCCUUAUGCUGCUGCCUUCAUACCGGCUGGAGUCCCAUUCACAGCACACCAACCAUCGAUCCAAGAGAGCCCUUGACACCGCCUACUGCUCCAAAAACGUUCAGGACAACUGCUGCUUACGGCCACUCUACAUCGAUUUUAAGAAGGACCUGGGCUGGAGGUGGAUCCAUGAGCCAAAGGGCUAUGAGGCCAACUUCUGUGCUGGGGCUUGUCCAUAUCUGUGGAGUGCUGACACUCAGCAUUCAAAGGUGUUGGGCCUAUAUAACACGAUCAACCCUGAAGCAUCAGCAUCUCCCUGUUGCGUCUCCCAGGACUUGGAGCCCCUCACCAUCCUCUACUACAUUGGCAAGACCCCCAAAAUAGAGCAGCUUUCCAACAUGAAGGUCAAGUCCUGCAAGUGCAGCUAAAAACCCCAACGAGCCAGAACAAACUUUCUCUCUCUCUCCUUCCCUCACACAAGCACAGACAGGGACAUACACAUACAGAUGAUUUGGGCAUAUAUGCAUUCAAACCGCUACUGAACUUCACCUCAUGUGCACUUUUAUACUCACUGCAGUGUUUCUACUCCAGCACAGUCAGGAGUCGUGUGCUGGAGAAUGUAGGUAGAGACAAAUUCAAUGCAUACACAAUAUACAGGAAUGUCAUCAUACCCGAAACUCGACAUUGAUAUUAGUGCUGUGUACCAUAAGUCCAGUGUUGCAUUGCAGUCCGUGACAUAGGUUCACACUGCCCAGUGACACGCAGAUGGGGGCUUGUGUGCAGAACUUGUCAUGAUUUACACAAGAGUCUUUAGUUUGUUGUGUAGUGUUUGGUUUUCCAUGCAUCAUGAGCUGUUAGCUAUCCAAUGUCAACAUGCAUGUUUUCUACCUAUUAAACCUUCUCCAAGACGAGUGCCAAUGCAGGUAUUUCGUGCUACUUCAGUCUGAAUGACUUACGUUAGUUGAAUGGCAAAAGCAAACCAAACUAAAAGCAGCAAAUUAUAAGAAUGGUCCUACAUUUAGUUACACCCUACCAUUAUAAGACUUGGGAGGGUCGCCUAAGUGUUUUUGCCAAACACCCAUGCUGAAUGAAUGGGAAAUAUGAAAAAAAAAAACAACACAUCUACCUUCCUAUCCUUGAGGUGGCAACUUGUCCAUCCAAUCAGUCUCCUGGAAUUCUCAGUCACACAUCUGAAAAACUAUCUCUGCUGCAUUUGAAGUUUUUCAGGGUAAGAUAGGUAAGAAGCCAAGGAUAGCCAGAAGACUAUUUAUUUACUUGGUUCGAAGGUCUCUAUUAUCUGUACAACAUCAUUCUACAAACUUGUCAGUUAAUUCACAAAAGCAAAAGUAAUUGGACUCAUUGUUGGCUAGUAAGUUGGUUGGUGAAUUUUGUGGGUUAACUAGCAAGCUAGCUUCCUCAUCUCCGGCUAGUUAAUACGGCGCUAACGGCAGAUAACGUUAGGUAAUGUUAGGUUGGCUGAUUUGUGAACUUUGUUGUGAGGUUGUAUCUCUGUCCCCUGAUGAUGCUGCAAAUGAUGAGUCUAACGUUACGGUUGAUUUGUCUGGGUAGACUGGCUUGCUGGAUUUAUCAUGAGAUCAACUGUACUAGUCAUACCUCCACACUUCGUUUGAGCGCUGCUAUAACUGUAAAACAAGCGCUUUCAACUUAAACAGUGUAUGAUGAGGCUCUAGUCAUUCAUGUUGUACAAAAAUAAGCAGUCGAUGGUUUGAGCUGUUAAUCACUGUUUUAGCUCCUGGCAACAUUUUAUUUAAAAAAAAAGAGAAAGGGAUCCAGAUCAGAAGGUUAGAAUCAUUUUGAUACCUGCAUGCAUGAUGAAUCCGGUGAAAUGUUCUUUUUUUCAUUCAGUACCACUAAUGGCCAGUGGAUAUUGGUUUUAAAAAUCUGAAUUUUAUUUUAAAAAGUAGACCAACUGAUAAAUCUGACAGAAUUAGCCUGUCACAAAAUCAUCAAUACAUAGAAACAUAGACACAUGCAUACAUAGUUGCAUACAUGUACAGUAACACAGAUACGGCUUUUAUAUAGACCUGUUUUUUACAUUUUGAAGAUCCUAUCAACACUCAUCACCUCACACAAUUGUCACACCAACAAGAAUACAAAGGAGUAAGGCACUGGAACACUGGAAGUAUAAGUAAUAAGUCAUAACAGCCCAAGCCCUGACACCUACCAACCACUUCCCUCUUUUUUCACAUCCCUUUCCUCACCUCACCCAUUCACAGUUUACAUAGUCACACCACACCAUGUCCCCAUGUCUGUUUUCAUAUUGGUUUGGUAUUGUAGUAGGACUGAGGGAGGAAACCAAAAACC